Messenger RNA from Mesocestoides corti, 993 nucleotides. The record is from the annotation of a GenBank genome assembly. NCBI's taxonomy places the organism in Eukaryota, Metazoa, Platyhelminthes, Cestoda, Cyclophyllidea, Mesocestoididae.
AUGUGGAAACGAAAUACUCUGCUUGUAGUUCUAAUAGCUUUUCUUGUAAGCAAGGUGUAUCAGCUGUGGCCUCGUUCAUGUCUCUGCCACAUACCUGGGCGUCUAGAUGGGCGAGUGGCCUUGGUGACAGACGGACCCUCUUUUAUGGGCCCUGAAAUUAUUUCUGAGUUGGCUCGCCGUGGCGCGACAGUAUUGAUUGGUUGCCAAAGCCAAAACCACUUCGAUACCCUUCGCUAUAACAUAAUGCGCAAGUACGGACCAAAUGGGGAAAACGUAAAUUCGGACUUUGCUGACGAAAAUGUGUCGAAGUAUUUGACUCCAAUCAAGGAUUCCCAAUUGAAAUACAUGCCUGUAUAUCUCAACGCCCUUGAAUCGGUAUCACAGUUCGCAAAAGAUAUUAUGCAAGCGACAGAUAGGCUGGAUUUUCUAAUCAAUAACGCUGCAGUCAGCCACGGUCCUUAUCGCACCACAGUCGAUAACUUUGAGUCGACCAUGGGUGUUGGCCACUUAGCUCACUAUUAUCUUACAGAGCUCCUUCGUCCACUGCUUUUGAGAACCAGGCCAGGGGCGAAAAUCAUCAUUAUUUCAUCAGCUGAACACACAGGUGGUUCGUUCAUCAAUCGUGGGUUCUUUAUCGAACGUGAUAAAUUCAAUUCGGUUAAAGCCCUCGCACAAGUAAAGUUAGCCAAUGUUAUCCACGGAAUCAUAUUGGCGGAAAGGUUUAAAGGAACGUCUGUGAUACCUGUUAGUAUUCACCCAGGCUAUGUGGUCCCUAACUUUGGCAUGUUCAUUCCAUCUCUUUUUGGAGCCUUCUUUAAAACUCAUUGGGAAGCUGGCCAAGCUGUUCUCCAUGCGGCUCUAACACCUGACCUUCAACCUGGUGGGUAUUACGUAAACUGCAGGCUAACCGAGCCAGCGGCUGAGGCAAAAAAUGCAAAAGUAAUUCGCUUAGUCAAGACAGAGAGUGAACGUCUCAUUAAUUACCAUACUUAG